CGCGAAGGAGAAAGUGAGAUGAGUCAUAUUGACGCUUGGCGUGCUUAAUCGAAAAAAACGGAAAAAACCAAAAUUACGGAAAAAAAUGGGAAAAACAAAAUAAAUAUUCAGCUGCCCAAGAAUAUGUAGCUAGUUUGUUCAAAAAGCAAAAACCAUGCCUCGAAAGCUGAGCGCCCCUUUAGGUGGAACAAAGGGGCUUUCCACCUAUUUUCGACUUCAGGAUUAGCAGGUAUUAGCACCUGAAUGAUGUCAACGCAGAACGUAGUCGGGCGCCUAUCCGAGAUCCUCGGAGAGGGCAAGCGGGAAGUCUUCAAACUGUCGCAGGAACAGGAGAAGCACUGUCUCAGCAUCUUCAAGCAGCACGACCGGUUACAAGUAAGGCGAUAUUAUAGAAGACAAUGAUAUUAGAAGACAAUCUGUGUAAGAUUUUCUUGACAAUCUGUGUAAGAUUUUCUUCAAACUUGACCAGGGAGGGUUAGACCUGAAGUACAUGACCAUGGCCAUUAGAAAGUCUGAAUGCAAGACUCUAACUCCAAUGGACUUGCUGGAUCGAGGGGGCUUCCGCGAUGCUUUUCAGGAGCUUCUGGGGUAUUUUCUUCAAAAUUUGGCUAAACAAUUGUUCCUGUUAGGGAUCUGAGUACCAGGAUGAAGAUCAACAGUAAGGUCAGCACUAAGCUCAUGACUACGCUGGUGAAUGCGUGACCUUUAUUAUGAUAACCCUCUCCCAUAUCAUCGCCAGAAAAUUCAUCUUUACUCAUCAGAGCUCGUCCCGACGACGAGGAGCAGGCAUUGUAUUACGGCAGCACUGCGAAAACGGUUUUCGAUACCUGUUCUGCGGAUCAAAAUUAUCUCACCUUAAAAGACUUCCAGCAAAUCUACUGCUUGUUGAAGCGCGACGAACUGUCCAAGGCGACUGAGGUGCGGACUGAGGUUCGUGCGAGGUUGAAUGCUAAGAGGGAUGAACCGAAACGGAAGUAGUAUAAGCUUUUGAUGGUGGUGGUCAUAGUGUCGUAGUUAGUUUUCACUUCAUCUUGUAAGAAUCGCUGUCGCUAUCGAUGAAGAACGUGUAGCAGUGAAUUUUUGGUAUCUACUACGUAGCAGGAUGACAAAGCAGG
This is a messenger RNA of Amoebophrya sp. A25, 1115 nucleotides long. The record is from the annotation of a GenBank genome assembly. NCBI's taxonomy places the organism in Eukaryota, Dinophyceae, Syndiniales, Amoebophryaceae.